UCUCUCGCAGUGUGUGUUAUUUUAGGGUUCCAUUCGGCGAUGGCGGCCUUCUUCACGCUCCCGGAGCUUCGAUCGGAGCUACACGCUCUCGGCCACGACGAUGUUCCCGAUCAUGUCAUUCUCGCCUUCUUGUCGCAGCUCCAGAUCACUGUCCCCAAUUGCUUCAAGAGCGAAGAUCGCAGCCCUUUCGAUCCCUCCCGGCCGGCAUCGAGCUAUCUUGAUCAGGAUUUCGAUGAGGACGUCCCCAAGAACACUCGGGAUAGCUCUCCUUGGGAGCAAGAAGGUAUGAAUCAGCAGCACAGGUUCUCGCAUCGCAAUGUUAGAUUCGAGGACAGCCGGGAACUCCAACUCCAGGAGCAGCUCCUUGCGAAAUCCAGCAGCGCCUCUUCUUCCAGGCCGAGCACUCCGCCUCGUUGCAAUGUGGGCCUCUCGGCCUCGGACUCCGACUCCAGCAAGGAGAAUCGAGAGAUUUCUCACAGGGAUCACGCCUCGCAAGCACAGCAAAUUGGUGGUGGAUCGUCGCGGCAUGUUCUUCAGCCGUGCGACAAUGUGGUAUCGUCCACGUUUGACUUUGCGUCCAAGGCCUCUCCGGUGGUGGACGAGUACUUGUAUCCUGGGGAGAUCUUAGAACAGCUCAAGGAGCGCCAGAGGCCUGUAUCGUGUCCAGUGCUGCAGCAGGAACCAUCCGAAGAUCUUUUUUCGGAUCGUGACCGAGUAAGGUCUUUGUCGGCGAGACACUACCGAGAGCGUGACGAUUACCAGCAUGAUCGCCACCACCACCGUCGUCGCUACCAGGAGGAGAGCUCGGACUACAGCUCAAGUCAUCGGAAUUCCAAAGGUGGUGGUGGUUCCCGUAGAGUUUACCAUGAAGAGAGCUCGGAAUAUAGCUCGAGCAAACGUGCCAGUGGCAAAGAUGGGAGCACGUCGGAGGUUGACCACUCGAUAAGUUCGCUGGAAGUUGAGGAAGCUAUUGAGAACUUUGGGAUCAAUCUCAAGCCUCUCAACCUGGGGGUUGUCAGAUCGCACAAUCUGUUUCAUCCAAGAGCAUCCAAGCUUCCAGCCGCUGCUCCAGUCUCUGAGGAUGAUUGCUUUGCCAGGACUGUCACUGAGUCUCAUGCAGCAACGGAAGAGAGACCUUUGUCUGGAGGCACCAAUCGAUCAAACUGCGCUGCUUGUCAGCUCUUGCGAGACUCGGGAACGCCAGAGUUCAGGCAUUUCUCCAUGAAGAAGCACGAGACAGAUGGUGAAGACUCAAUCAAUUCUACUCCACGCACAUUUAUCGAAAGAGUGUCAGACGAUAGAAUUCAAAAUAGCCCGAGCCCUGCAUUCCAGCGUCGUGCAAGUGACAUAAAGAGCCAUUCUCCUUGCCUUUCAGAUGGAUCGUUUGGUGCUGCCAGCAAGAAGGCGGUUGUCCGGCGAGGGAAGAUUGACCGUGUGGCCAGGUUUGCUGAGAUGCAAAAAGUGUGGAACAAAGAUCAUUUCUUGCGAGCUACAAGUGGAAAGCGCAAGACGCAAAGCUUCCACCGCAUGUUUGCGGAAAUCCACGCAUCUAAUGAGAGACUGUAUGCAGCAUCUAGAGCAAGAUCUGUGAUGGGAGUGCGGGAAGAACAGGAUGUCCAACCAUUCGUUCUGACUACAUAAAAAUAUUCAUGCGUAAAAAAACGCACAUUUGUCUAAAGGUAAAACAAAUAGAAAUGUAUUCGUUGAUUGCAUCA
This is a messenger RNA of Selaginella moellendorffii, 1715 nucleotides long. RefSeq lists its product as uncharacterized. The transcript is spliced from 5 exons. The coding region runs from base 40 to 1641 and encodes 533 amino acids. NCBI's taxonomy places the organism in Eukaryota, Viridiplantae, Streptophyta, Lycopodiopsida, Selaginellales, Selaginellaceae. The record is from RefSeq and is a predicted model, not a curated record.